UGGACAGUGCUGCUGGUUCACCAGGUGGUCUGAGUUCUUCAGCCGUUUAGAAGACUCAACUAUUUUUAUUUAUAUUGAAUCAUUUGAACGGAUUUCCUGAAAGCCAACCUGUGGGAAAGGGAGAAGCUGGACAUUAGGCAUCUUCUAAGGGACUCUUCAAACGGCUACUAUGAAACGGCGACAAAAGAGGAAACAUCUGGAAAAUGAAGAGUCCCAGGAAACUGCUGAGAAGGGAGGAGGCAUCUCGAAGUCACAAGAGGAUGACCCUCAGCUUGGAUCCACUGGGGUGGCCAAAGGCUUGGUCCUAGGGGUAGGGGAGGUCUCCUCUGCCUCCGAAUACUUCUCCUGUGUUUCUUCUCCACGCAAGCUCAUUCAUGGUGGAAUCCAGAGAUUACAUCGAGACAGUCCCCAGCCUACUUCACCCCUAGUCCAGGUUCAGGAACGAGGGGAGACUGCUCCCCCCUCACCACAUGUCUCCUUCUCGUCCCCUUCAUCCUAUAAGACCUGUGUGUCCUCUCUGUGUAUAAACAAAGAGGAAAGGGGCAUGAAAAUAUACUACAUGCAGGUACAAAUGAAAAAGGGUGUGGCUGUCUCCUGGGAGACAGAGGAAACUUCAGAGUCACUAGAAAAGCAGCCGAGGAUGGAAGAAGUGACCCUUCCUGAGGACGUGCGGGUAGGUACUCCCCCCUCUGAUAUUUCCACCAGAAACCUCCUGUCUGACAGCGACCCCAGUGGGGAGGAGAAAGAGCAUGAAGAAAGGGCAGAGUCAAACAACCCACCAGUGUCGCCCGCAGUCGAGGAGAGACCCAGGGCCAAGACGCCUGACUGGCUGGUGACCAUGGAGAGGGGCUUCAGGUGCAUGGCCUGCUGCCGGGUCUUCUCCACCUUGGAGAUCCUCCAGGAGCACGUGAAGUUUGGGAUCAGGGAGGGCUUCAGCUGCCACGUCUUUCAUCUCACCAUGGCUCAGCUGACAGGCAUUGUGGAAUCAGAGAGCGCCCAGGAGAAGAAGGAGGAAGAGAAUGAGAAAGAGAAAGAGAAGCAAGAAGAAAAGGAGAAUGAGGAGGAGCAGCCCGCAGGGGAAGACCUUGGCAUGAGGAGACCCCGGAGCCAACGUCCAGGCUGUGUGUUUCAUUCUCCAAAGGACAGGAACAACUGAGAUUCAUGGGCCAGAAGAUCCUGGAAGAUGGUGUGGCCUUUUCUUGGGAGAGG
This is a messenger RNA of Ceratotherium simum simum (southern white rhinoceros), 1209 nucleotides long. NCBI's taxonomy places the organism in Eukaryota, Metazoa, Chordata, Mammalia, Perissodactyla, Rhinocerotidae. The record is from RefSeq and is a predicted model, not a curated record.